CACAGUGCUCAUAGACGGAAUGGAAGUUAAGGCCACGAUGGACACCGGAGCCACAGCAAGCUUUAUUAGCCAAGAGUUGGCGGACAGGUUGCGGGCAGUGGGAGAGGUCGUAGCCACGAGAAGAGAGGUGCGGAUGGCUGAUGGACGGUUUGAGGAGGUCACAUCGCUGCUCGAAGUGGACGUAGGACUGGGAGAGAGGACCGUAAGAAUGCAACUGCUAAUCCUCCACAACAUCAUCGACGCUCUAUUACAGGGAUGGGAUUUCCUAACAAAAGUUGGAGCCAGGAUAGCAUGCGCGGGUCUAAGCGCAACGAUACCUGCGGGACAGCUGGUUCGAAGCAAUGUACGCGAGAAGCUGUCAGUGGCAGCUAGAUAAAGACGGAAGAUAAAGACGGCUUCCUGAAGGCAGAGCUAGCAGAGUUGGGAAGAGUCCAA
Messenger RNA from Drosophila yakuba, 435 nucleotides. RefSeq lists its product as uncharacterized. NCBI's taxonomy places the organism in Eukaryota, Metazoa, Arthropoda, Insecta, Diptera, Drosophilidae. The transcript has a single exon. The coding region runs from base 20 to 376 and encodes 118 amino acids. The record is from RefSeq and is a predicted model, not a curated record.